AUGAAUAAAGAAAAUUUAAAUAUUCAAAGAUCAACAGAGAGAAUACCAUUUUCAAAUAUUUCAAAUAUUACAAGAAAUGAUUCAAUUAAAAGAAAUAAUUCAAAUAUAAAUAAUCAAAUAGAUUUGAGACCACAAAUCGAAAAUGCUAACAAUAAAAUAAAAGAACUUGAAGAGCAAUUAAAAUCAAAAAACGUUGAAAUUAAUGAUUUAAAAACAAAAAACUCACUUUUACUCUCAAUUUUUUAUUCAAAUAGAAACGAUAGACAAGAGGAUAUGAUAUUUAAUAAUAAUAGAAUCAGAAAAAUUCAAGAGUUAACAAACCACAACCAAGUUUUAUUACAACAAAUUCAACAAAUUGAAAAUGCAAAUGAAACAUUCAAAGAUAGAACCACAACCCUUCAAAGUAACCACCGUGUUAGACUCAUCCAAAAAUUAAAAUGUGAAAAUAAAACAUUAAAAGAUAAAUUGCAACACCAAGAACUCCAAUUACAAAAACACUUUGAAGAGAGCCACACUCUAUCCAAGGGCAAAAAAUCAUUAAAACAAUCCCCAAUUAAAUUAAUAAACUAUUCAAACUAUAGUACAUUAAUUCAUCAAAAUAGUUUUAAUAAUACACCAGAUGAAGAAACAGAUAUUUAUUGUGGCGAAUGUUAA
This is a messenger RNA of Dictyostelium purpureum, 654 nucleotides long. RefSeq lists its product as uncharacterized. The transcript has a single exon. The coding region runs from base 1 to 654 and encodes 217 amino acids. The record is from RefSeq and is a predicted model, not a curated record. Lineage: Eukaryota; Evosea; Eumycetozoa; Dictyosteliales; Dictyosteliaceae.